UUCCCAGACAUCGUGGAGUUCUGUGAGAUGAUGGCUAACACUGGGAAAACAGUCAUCGUUGCUGCUCUCGAUGGGACUUUCCAGAGAAAGGCCUUCGGGAGCAUCCUGAACCUGGUGCCACUGGCAGAGAGCGUGGUGAAGCUGAACGCCGUGUGCAUGGAGUGCUACCGAGAGGCCUCCUACACCAAGAGGCUGGGAGCAGAGAGGGAGGUUGAAGUGAUUGGAGGAGCAGACAAGUACCACUCCGUCUGCCGAGCCUGUUACUUCCGCAAGCGGCAUCAGCACCCUGGAUCCGAAAAUAAGGAGAAUGUGCCCAUGGGAGUGAAGCAGCUGGAAGCGUCUGUGACCCGGAAGAUCUUUGCUCCUUGA
This is a messenger RNA of Apaloderma vittatum (bar-tailed trogon), 369 nucleotides long. RefSeq names its product thymidine kinase 1, soluble (gene TK1). The transcript has 3 exons. The record is from RefSeq and is a predicted model, not a curated record. NCBI's taxonomy places the organism in Eukaryota, Metazoa, Chordata, Aves, Trogoniformes, Trogonidae. The annotation marks the transcript as partial. Gene Ontology annotation, biological process: thymidine metabolic process. Gene Ontology annotation, molecular function: thymidine kinase activity; ATP binding.